AUGAAUGUCAACAUCUCUCCAGUCAAUCCUGUCACUUUGAAAGACGAGCUUGAAAAGGUCAAAGCGUCAGUUCAAGAGCUCAAGACUGUUGCAUUCACGAGUAAUGAUUCUUUGAACAAGAAGCUGAAUGAUCACAUAGAGCGCACUACGCGUCAGAUCACCCAGUUGAACUCCGUCGUGGAGAUUUUGUUGAAGGAGAACCAGGAAUUGAAGGGUAUCCUUUCAAACCAGAGAUUCGUCAUUCAGCCUAUCAACCCUUUCCAACAGGGUUCUCAGGUAACCCAAUCUCAUCAGAACCAACUGGCUAGUGCUUCACAAAAUGCUUUAAACUUGCAGCUAGGUGAUAACUUCCUACCAACAAAUGGACUUUCCUCCACGUCAGGUCAUAGUGAGGUGAGAUCGCAGCACACUUCUGAGCAGAACCAGCAAGUACAAUCGCAGUCUCAGCAACAACAACAGAAUCAGCAGGCGCUUCAGACUCAGCAACAGCAACAAGCUCAAAAACAACAACAAACCCAGCGAGCUCAACAGGCUCAGCAAAGUCAACAGUCUCAACAACAGCAGACACAACAGCAGCAGCAGACAUCGCAAUCCCAACAGAGAGGCUCCGCACUGCAAAAUCAUCAGGGAUCGACACAGGGACAACAACCACCUCAACAUCACCAUCAAUCUACAAAUGGUGUGUUGGAUAAUGCCCUCGGUGAGGCCUCGACGAACAGUGGCAUGUUGAGAUUCAUCAACAACCAAUACGUUGAUGAGGAGCAUAACUUGAACACCCAAUCACAAGCCUCGAAUAAUCCAAACUCAAGAAUCGACUUUGUAUUUAUGGAUCCAAGUGCUAACAGAUCAAGACAUUACAGAUCAGGCUCAACUAAUUUCCAUGAUGCCGACCAGGAUGACGAGAACUCUCCAAUCACCCACCUGACUCCUCCACAGGGUAGCAGACUACAAAAAUCUAACACAAGACAAGGUGAGUUCAGUGCUGAAAAUUACGAUUUGAUCAUACACAACGAUUUCAACAAAGUUGAGGACAUAUAUUAUGAGUAUUAUAACUCUUUGAAACCCCAAGUUGAAAGGGUCCAAAAGGCCUACAAGAUUAAAAAGAUUAGAAAAUAUCAAAAAAUCAAGGCAUUGGCUGUCAGAAUCGAUAGGUAUAAAGAGAUCAAGGGUUGCUCACUUGAGGACAGUUUCAGAUUCUUCGACAAUUUACGACUUGCAGAUGAUAACAGCAAGAGAUCAAUCGCUUGGUUAUAUAACACACUUCCUGAUAUUCUGAAGAGAAUUGGCCUCGAAGAACAACUAAAGAAAAAUCCUGGUACCUGA
This is a messenger RNA of Williopsis jadinii, 1323 nucleotides long. RefSeq lists its product as uncharacterized. The record is from RefSeq and is a predicted model, not a curated record. The transcript is spliced from 2 exons. Bases 1 to 1323 code for a protein of 440 amino acids. Lineage: Eukaryota; Fungi; Ascomycota; Saccharomycetes; Phaffomycetales; Wickerhamomycetaceae.